AGGGAGAGGACUGUGGGAGGAGGAGGAGGAGCGGGGGGGGGUGGAGGAGACAGGCAGAAAGUGGGGGCAUACGCUGACACAACAGGCAGCACUUUUAGUGGGUGAUUGAGGGUAAACUGCCUCGUGUCACACGUGCGUCCCCCUCCGUCCCUCGCUUGAGUUUAAUGUGCCAGACCGGCGUUGGGUUCCCUCGCCCCCCUGGAUUUUAUUUAUAACCGACAAGAAAAUUGGAUGGGACGCACAAACGGGCAAGACAAUCCCGGAAAUAACAUGCGUACUCUCAGCCUGUCACGUACGCUCACUGUGGAUUUGCAUUGCUGUAGGCUGCCGUAGAUAUCCGCACAGCCGCAAAAUGUUUAUAAGGCGGAUACAAACAAACACGCAGAUUGAGAGCAGUAAAUGAGAGUAACUGGUCAAAUCUAAGCGAGCAGAAAAAGACUUGGACAUGAAACUUCUUGUGUCCGUGCCGGCAAAGAUCCUCUCCAUCAGAGAAAGCAGCGGCUCAGCGAGAAAAUGAAGCGAGGACGUGAGCUACGUGCGCAUCCAGCAGAUGACGAGAUGAAAUGGAGAGCUUGGGACACACGGACCUUUUAAACCCAAGCUCUUCCGUCGCAGUUUCAGCCUCGGAGCAGAGUGUGUUUGGAGCGGCGGAGAUUCAGCACACGUACCGAGCGGACAUGGGGCUGAACGGCUUCUGCACGGCGCCGGUCGGGAGUCCGACGGCCGCGGAGUUACUCGCGGGUCUGGCCUCUCAGACCGACUCCCCUGCAAUCACUACCCCGACGAAGCUGUCCAAAACCGGCGUGCCGCUCUACAACGGCGGGGUGGUGUCUCCAUCCGCCACCGUGGAGGGGAGCCACGCAGGCGUUGUGGCUCACACGCCAAACGGUUACCCGGCACAAAUGAAGGGGGCGGCAGGCGGCCCUAUGUACCCCCUCACCAGCAGAGCCUGUCUGCCGGAGAACGGGGACCGGACAGCUCAUGAGAAGUGCCCUUUAUUGAUGAGGAGGAUCAAUGGUGACCUGAAAGCCAGACAGGUGCAACAACAGAAACGGAGAGGCGGGGAGAACCGGGACAUUGGGUCAGGAGCUCUUAAUGGUCUCACAGUGGGGCUAGGAGGUACUGUGGACCUGCUUUUUGCAUCUGGAGACUCUGACUGUAAGCGGAGAAGGCUUGCGGAUGGAAGUGUUGCUCUCAAAUCUUCAGACGCCUCCAGAGUGGCCCGAGCAGUCGCCCCACUCACCAGCCAAAUGACUAUCAAUCACGUGCACUGUGUCACCCCCCAGUCUCCCUUCACUCCUCAUACGAACCAGCACAUCAGACUUAAUGUGGCCUCCUCAGGCCCGCCAGCUGCACCCAGCCAGACUUCCCCCGUUGAGGCCAACUGCAUCCCAACCCCACCGCCUCCUGCAGGGGCUGGCUGGUCCGCAGAGCACAUAGCCCAGCAGUUCAUCGUCCCCUGCAUGAAAUAUUACGGCAUCUGUGUGAAGGACAACUUCCUGGGUCCUCAGCUGGGCGGCAGGGUCCUGGAGGAGGUGGAGGUCCUAAACCGCAGCGGGAAGUUCCGGGGCGGGCAGCUGGUGAGCCAGAAGAGCAUCCCUUCUCGGAGCAUCCGGGGCGACCAGAUCGCCUGGGUGGAGGGACAAGAGCCCGGGUGCCAAAGCAUCGGGGCGCUGAUGGCUUACAUCGAUGAAGCUGUCAUGUACAGCGCUGCCAAUGGACAGCUGGGGGACUGUGUCAUCAAUGGACGCACCAAGGCAAUGGUUGCUUGUUACCCAGGGAACGGGGCUGGAUAUGUCCGCCAUGUUGACAACCCUAACGGUGAUGGACGCUGCAUCACGUGCAUCUACUAUCUCAACAAGAACUGGGAUGUCGAGAAACAAGGAGGGUUGCUGCAGAUUUACCCUGAGGGCAAAAAUGUGGUAGCCAACAUUGAACCUCUGUUUGACCGGUUGCUCAUCUUCUGGUCGGACCGCAGGAACCCACACGAAGUCAAGCCAGCCUACGCCACUCGCUAUGCCAUCACAGUCUGGUACUUUGAUGCCAAAGAGAGAGCUGAAGCUAAAGAGAAGUACAGAUUGGCAACAGGACAGAAAGGUGUUCAAGUGCCUGUCACCCAAAACAGCAGGACAUAAAUCUCAUCCAAUCACUGGAGAGCACUCUGAAAGUAUUAUGUGCCUUCCUGAACUGCUGAUGGACGUCGCGAUGAAAAAGGGAGACAUUGCUAAAGUGUUGGUCAUCAAUGCAGCUCCAUGCCAGUGUUACAGUGUCAGCUGUCACUUUCAUGUCAUGGGCUGUGAUGUAAUGUGUCACUGCCACAUGAUCGGGCUGCUGAUCGAAGAUGUGGCACAUAUAGAGCACAACAGACUGAUUUGUGUGGCAAAGGUGAGAUCAAAGCUACGCGUCGGGGCAAAAACAAAAAAGACUGAAAUAACUUCGACAUCUCACUAAAUCAUGUAUGAAGAAGACAACCUGAAAAAAGGAAAAACCUCCGUAAUUUUGUUUUGUUGCAGUUUUGCCUGUUUGAUUAGAAGUGAUGUUGUGAUGUAUUGAGAAAUUAUUGAUUUACUCUGAUCUGGUGUCAUUUUUCAUUCAAACACAAAGAGCAUAAAUUAUGAAUCUGUGUGCAGACGGUGAGGAAAGAGGGGAGCAAGAAGGAAAAGAAAUCAGUGGUGUUGUCCCAGGAGUUCCUUGUUCCCCCUUGUCCGUGACUUGGUCCCCUUGUCUCAUUAUGUAGGCAAAUGCAUUGUCCAUGAAAAAAAUAGAGGCACAGAGAAGAGAAAACAGUGGAAAGUUGCCCUUUGGUGCUCAGUCUAGACUCAAGCACUAAUCCUAAACAAUACAGGGACAGACUUAAACCUUGCAUGAGGACAACUCAGUAGUUUUAUCCUAUAUAGCACACUAAAUAGAGUUUAAGAAGAAUUUCUGGACUUAAUUACAGUAUCAGAACAAUUUUCUAUUACUCUAUUAUACUUUGUGGCAACAGCCACAAAAUCGCUGAAUAAUAAUCCAGCAUGGACGUUUCUUUUUUUGUUUUGUUUUUGUUGUUCGCAAUGUGUGAUGCUGAUUUUCAAGACUGCACAAAGAGUACACAAAGGUUUUCUACGUCACUGACGUGCAGUGCUCUCUGUAUGACACGGCUCACACCUUGAGGGGAGACAACCCAGGACUGUUCAUUUUUGGGGUUCUUUUUCUGCCAUAACAUGUCUUCUUCAAGAAAUCAUCUAAAAUAAGUUCAGAUUUCUGCUCUGGAAAUGUAUGCAAAAAGUAUGAUUUUGAUUUGAUUUUUUGAUUAGGUAAUGCAUAAUUAAUGAUAAUAAUAAUAAUAAUUUGCAUAAUACAACAGAACAAUUCUGAAAACUUAACCAUAAAAAAUAACCAUAUUGAUGUAAAUUAUCAAUACCUUUAUCUUCACCUUUGUGUUUUCUUUUUUUCUGUAAAAAUGUGUGGAAUUUUACAAUAAUCUAAAUGCAAUUUUUUCAUACUUUGAGCCAGAAAUCUCCACUUCACAUACACACUUACUUGCAAACUUUUCAAU
Messenger RNA from Plectropomus leopardus (leopard coralgrouper), 3538 nucleotides. RefSeq names its product egl-9 family hypoxia-inducible factor 2 (gene egln2). Gene Ontology annotation, cellular component: cytoplasm; nucleus. Gene Ontology annotation, biological process: cellular response to hypoxia; peptidyl-proline hydroxylation to 4-hydroxy-L-proline. The record is from RefSeq and is a predicted model, not a curated record. Gene Ontology annotation, molecular function: ferrous iron binding; L-ascorbic acid binding; peptidyl-proline 4-dioxygenase activity. Lineage: Eukaryota; Metazoa; Chordata; Actinopteri; Perciformes; Serranidae.